Molecule: messenger RNA, 915 nt
Organism: Ogataea philodendri
Lineage: Eukaryota; Fungi; Ascomycota; Pichiomycetes; Pichiales; Pichiaceae
Exons: 2
Coding region: 1-915 (304 amino acids)
Source: RefSeq, a predicted model, not a curated record
AUGCUGUCUAAGCUUGAUGAAGUCACAGUGGUCCUCGUUGUCGAUCUCAAUAAUUCCCCAUGGAUAAGAUCUGCCUCUCACUAUUCUUCCGUCUGGGGUCUGGAUCUGGUUGGUAGACCCAACAACAGCGAACGGUGCCUUGGCCAUGAUUUGUCUGGAUGCAGCUCUGGUCUCCUCAUCGUCGUGGUCGUAUUCUGGAGGGUUGAACAACUUGAUUCCUUGGUUAUUUAUGUCGUCCAAAAUUCUUUGCUUGAACUCUUGGAUCUCCUUCUCGGUGAGAGUGUCGGAUUUGGCAAUCACUGGAAUAAGGUUUACCUUUUCGUGAAUUUGCUUCAUGAAAGUGAUGUCCAAAGGCUUCAACGAGUGUCCGGUAGGCUCAAUAAAGUACAAGCAUGCGUGGACUCUGUUGUCGACAAUGGUGGACCGGUUGAUCUUGGUCUCAGCCUCCAAGUACUUGUCGAAUCUGGAGUUGACCUCGUCGACAAUAGGUUUCCAGGUAUCAGUAUUGUUGAUACCCUCGCCGAAUCCUGGACAGUCAAUAACGGUCAAGCUCAGCUUGACGUUGUUUUCCUCGAUAUCGGCGCUGACAGUCUCGACGGAAACCUUAACUGGUUCUUCUGGAUCAGGGAAAGAUGCUUUCGAGAAAGAGUCCACUGGGUACAAAUCCUUGUUGAAAAGAGUGUUUAUCAAAGUAGACUUACCCAAACUUCUCUCACCAACAACCAGCAGGUUCAAGCUGAAGCCUCUUCUGAUCGAUUUUCUGUGCCAUUGUUUUGGCAAGUUAGCGAAUCCAACGUAUCCGUUCAACUUGCGGCGGAUGACUUUGACUUCACUCUUUGGCACUGUGGAUUCGGUGGUUGGCUUUUCGACCUGUUCGGUCUCUUGAGGCGAAACGACGGUCUCUUCUGGUUCUAA